Diorhabda carinulata is the source of this 1308-nucleotide messenger RNA. RefSeq names its product craniofacial development protein 2-like. NCBI's taxonomy places the organism in Eukaryota, Metazoa, Arthropoda, Insecta, Coleoptera, Chrysomelidae. Gene Ontology annotation, molecular function: catalytic activity. The transcript has 2 exons. The coding region runs from base 1 to 1308 and encodes 435 amino acids. The record is from RefSeq and is a predicted model, not a curated record.
AUGUUACCAGGCCCGCCGGAACACCAACAUAAUGGGGGAUUACUGUUGGUCACUUCACCGGGAAGUUCAGCAACCUCGGAAACUGGACGGAGCAUUGACGACGAUACGGCACGAAAACGGAGAAAACGAGUAUGGAAAGAAAACAUAGUAAGACUCGGAAGUUGGAACAUUACAUCAUGGAGCAACAAAGACUAUGAGGUGGUCUUAGAAAUAGAGAAAAACAAAAUAGAUUUCUGCGCACUUUCAGAGACUAAGAAGAAAGGCAAUGGCAGUCAAAAGUACCAAAACUACAUACUGUUUUAUAGUGGAGUCGACAAGAACUUGCGAGCACGGGGAGGAGUAGGGUUAGUAGUGAAUAAAAAAUUUGAAAAAGAUAUUAAGGAAGUACAGUAUAUAAGUCAUAGCAUCAUACAGAUAACAGUAGAGCUGGCCAACGAAAGAACACACCUACUAAGUAUAUAUGCACCGGAUGUAAGCAAACCGAAAGAAGAAAGGGAAGCUCUUUUUGAUGCCUUGCAAGCUACGUUAGACAAAAUACCCAGUAAAGACAAAGUGUUUAUUAUGGGCGACUUUAACUCAAGAAUUGGAAACACAGUUAUCCCAGGAAUCAUGCAUAGUUUCAACGAAGAAGCAGUGAAUGAUAACGGAGAUAUAUUGAUAGAUGUAUGCGCCCUCAACGAAUUACGUUUCAACAACACAUAUUUUGAUCAUAAGGAACAACAAAAGUACACCUUCGCUAACACGAGAGGCCAAAAAUCAACUAUUGACUACAUAAUUACAAACAGGAAAGUCCACCCCUCCCAGAUACUUGACGUACGGGUAUUAACAUCGGCAAAUAUCGGCACACAACACGGUUUAUUAUUGUGUAAAUACCGCGUAUCCCACAUAAUAAAGAAAAGAAAAACACCCAACUACGUAUCGAAAUUUAAUAUAGAGUCGCUUAAGGAUGAAAGCAUUAAAUACCUCUAUCAAAACAGACUCCGCGAAAAAAUUGUCCAAAACCCUAUAAAAGAAACCGACAACGUAGAAGCCGCCUGGGAGAAACUAAAGAAUAACAUAAAGAACAGCGCAAAGGAAUCCCUAGGAGAAAGAACAAUAGACACGAAUAGAACACACAAUAAACCCUGGUUCACUCUGGAAAUUAAGGAACUGGCAAAUGAAAAAAAGAAAGCGUACAUAAAAUACAUUACCAAUAGAACACAGGAAGAAUACGAAGUCUAUAAAAGAGUGAGAAAUAGAACAACCAACACAAUAAAAGAACUGAAAAAAAACAUACUGGGAAAAUUUCUCAGUGGAAAUGGAACAUGA